Messenger RNA from Phycodurus eques (leafy seadragon), 1141 nucleotides. It is a transcript of the gene ube2v2, whose product is annotated as ubiquitin-conjugating enzyme E2 variant 2. The transcript has 4 exons. Gene Ontology annotation, biological process: DNA damage tolerance; protein K63-linked ubiquitination. The record is from RefSeq and is a predicted model, not a curated record. Lineage: Eukaryota; Metazoa; Chordata; Actinopteri; Syngnathiformes; Syngnathidae. Gene Ontology annotation, cellular component: nucleus. The coding region runs from base 63 to 503 and encodes 146 amino acids.
CCCGCUUCACCGCCGUGUCGUGACGUCACACUUCUCUGCGCUUCUGGACUCGCUUGAAGAAGAUGGCGGCCUCCUCAGGAGUUAUUAAGGUCCCACGAAACUUCCGCUUGUUGGAGGAGCUGGAAGAGGGGCAGAAAGGUGACGGCGACGGCACGGUUAGCUGGGGCUUGGAGAACGACGACGACAUGACUCUCACACAGUGGACCGCCAUGAUCAUCGGGCCUGUCAGAACCAAUUACGAGAACAGAAUAUACAGCCUGAAAGUGGAAUGCGGACCCAAAUACCCAGAAACGGCCCCAACUGUUAGAUUUGUAACAAAAAUCACCAUGAAUGGGAUAAAUAAUUCCAACGGGACGGUGGACUCGCGUAGCAUACCAGUAUUAGCCAAAUGGCAGAAUUCUUAUAACAUUAAAAUUGUCCUUCAAGAGUUAAGGCGUCUAAUGAUGUCAAAAGAAAAUAUGAAGCUUCCGCAGCCACCAGAAGGACAAAACUACAGUACUUAAUCACCAUGGAUUGUUUUGACCCUCUGUCUUAAAAAGCCAACGUAGAAAUAUCAUGUCAACAAAAAGAAACAAGAAAACAAAGGAAAGAAACAUUGCACAUCAUCAGUAUUGUCCAUGCAAGUGCAGGUUUGGACUCUCGUAUUAUGGCCUGGCUCUUUCAAAAAAAAAUUAAUGCCCACUGCAUUUCAGCAUAAAAGAUGCCAACAAGAGCAGUUAUUGAAGUGACUAUUAUGUUCAAGUUGUACCAGCAAAAGUGCUGCUUUCUGUUUUCCCGACGACUGAUCACUGAAGUUGUGUGUACACCCAAGGGCCCAACGAGCAGACACUUUUUUUCUGUUGUUUUUUACAUUCAACAUGCAGAUGGCUCCAUACAGAACUGUGACUGUAAUCUCCAAGUAGUGUCAUGAGGUGAGAGAUCUUUUCUUUUUUUUUUAAAAUAAAUAUAUGAAUAUAUAUUAUGUAUUUGACACAAUACCAAUGUUUCUGUUUUCGAGCUUUUUCUCUUUGACAUGUAACAGACGUUGAAGCCUGUUCUGUUCCGGAAAAAAAACAACUUGCAUUUAACGUCUAGUGAAAAUGGCAGGUGUACGAACUUGUGAUUUUACUGAAAUAAAAAAAUCACUGCGAAAAACCCGCAA